AGUACAGACUACUGAGUGUACUGAGACUGAGAGGGAGAGAGGGGGGGAGAGAGAGAGAGAGAGAGGGAGAGAGAGAGGGAGUGUGUGUGUGUAUUAUAUAGAAACAAAACAGAGCAGCAAAAGACCAAAGAAGCUUCUCUUUCAUCUUCUUCACCAACACCGUAUCCUUUAAAUAAAUUUAAACCCAUAUAAUCUGAAACAAUUUAAGCUCUUGAUCUUUCUCUUUUUCUUAUUUUAAAUCCAUUUAAUGCUUUCUUCUGGGUCUUGGACUCUUGAAGUAUUUUCAUGUCUAUGUCACUGGAGCAUGAUUACAUAGGCUUAUCAGAGUCUGCUUCUUCAAUGGAAAGCUCUGACAAGUCUGCUGAGAGGGACAGAGGGACUGCUCUGAACCUCAAAGCCACUGAGCUGAGGCUGGGCUUGCCAGGCUCUGAGUCCCCAGACAGAGAUUGUGGUGGUGGGUUAGUGGAGGAUAAGACUGGGUACUCAGUAUGUGUGGUUAAAGGCUUGGUCUCUGGGGCCAAGAGGGGCUUCUCUGACGCCAUUGAUGGAGCUUCCGGGAAGUGGAUUUUCUCUGGGAGUGGUGGAUCUGAGGUUGAUAUGGGUAAAGGUGGUAACUUGCUCUCUCCCAGAGGUGUUAAUGGUGGGAAAGCUCUUGCUGGGUCUGAGUCUAACAACCAACCAACAAGUUUAGCUGUCUCAGCCGUGAAAGAUGGUGGACAACAGUCUCCAAAGCCAUUGCAUGAGAAGAAGCCCCAGGUUUCUGCUUCUGCUUCUGCAGCAAAGGCACAGGUUGUAGGAUGGCCACCAAUUCGUUCUUUCAGGAAGAAUUCAAUGGCUUCCGUUCCUCCGAGAAAUGAUGAUGAUGCAGAAGGCAAGAUGGGACCAGGGUGUCUUUACGUUAAAGUCAGCAUGGAUGGUGCACCAUACCUGAGGAAAGUCGAUCUCAAAACAUAUGGCAGCUAUGUGGAGUUAUCUUUGGCGCUGGAAAAGAUGUUUAGCUGCUUUACAAUUGGUCAAUGUGGCUCACAUGGAGUUUCAAGAGAUGGACUGAGCGAGAGCCGGUUAAUGGAUCUCCUAAAUGGUGCUGAAUAUGUCCUCACCUAUGAAGAUAAGGAUGGAGAUUGGAUGCUAGUUGGCGAUGUUCCGUGGGAAAUGUUCACUGACACAUGCAAGAGGAUGAGGAUCAUGAAGAGUUCAGAGGCUAUAGGGCUAGCCCCAAGGGCCAUGCAGAAGUGCAAAAAGAGUAAUUAGAGGCAUCAUCACCAUGAAUGGAUCAAAUACUCUAAGCAAAUGAUGUUGGAGGCAGCUGUUAUGAUCAAGGCGAAAGCACCGGAUGGUUCGCAAAAUUGGGCCCUCGCACUCUGUUCAUAUCAACUUAUGCUUCACAUUUAGUGUAACAAAAUAUGACAUUCUAGUAGGAAAUAUGGUACUGUAAAAUGAUCUAGUUUAAUUAGCCCUCUUCCCCUCUAUUGUAUUCUGAUAGUUGGCUGCUUAAAGCCAAUGCAUUAUGUAUCGUAAUGGUUUGUUUGCCAUGGCAAUUCUAUGUGGACCAUGAUCUCCAUAAAAGGAAUUAAUUGUAGUGUUGAAAUAGUA
Molecule: messenger RNA, 1593 nt
Organism: Prunus persica (peach)
Lineage: Eukaryota; Viridiplantae; Streptophyta; Magnoliopsida; Rosales; Rosaceae
Product: auxin-responsive protein IAA27
Exons: 5
Coding region: 286-1251 (321 amino acids)
Biological process (GO): regulation of DNA-templated transcription
Cellular component (GO): nucleus
Molecular function (GO): protein binding
Source: RefSeq, a predicted model, not a curated record